CCUUUUCUACGAUCACCGCGCACAGACAUAUAUUUUUACUUGGAUGAUUCUGGUGGCAGUGUAGAAGAGUGUAAUUGGUAUUGUAUCGAUUAACAAGAGGAAUAUAGGCGCACGGACGGAGUUAUUUAUUUGCUCCAGGAUCGGUACGAUCAUCGAAGGGUGAUCGACCACCGGUCUCCGUACAGACGCAUGGAUUAUGGAUCGUGGAUUUAUCAUAUACCCCCAUGGCCGACACAGGCUGUACCCUGCAAGUAUGCUGCGUUUUGCUCCUAAAUAGGCGAAGACGACAACCAAAAUGCAUAGGCCCCCUAAACACUGCUUCGCAGCUUUUGUUGUUGCAAUUAUUAUUCUGAUAAGCGUGGGUUGGUUAAAAUGGAACUCACUCAUCAACACAUGCAACGUUGUCUUGCCUCAAACGGUUGUUUACUCCACCGCAACUUGCUCCUCCCCAACUAAGCAGUAUGUGCCGAGAUUGGUCCUCACAACGUCCAAUGAGAAGCUCGUGGAUUUCACCGAAAAUCUGUUGAGGAGUAUUGAGAAAACAAAAACCUACCCUGUCCUGAUAGUCGACGCUGAAGACGAGACGUCCUUGAGGGCGCUUUCAAAUCACACCUAUCCCAAACUGCACUUCAGAAAUUCGCAUGACGUCAGUAAACUGAAAUUAUUGCUGGAGUACCUUCAACUCGGUUUGGAGGUGUUUUACGUCAAUGCCGAUGCGUACUGGUUUCGAGAUCCUUUUCCUUAUUUCGAGGGAAGUUUCGACUUCGCUCUAACAAAGGACAGGCCGCGAGUGUGGAAUGUUGGUCUGGGGUACUACAAACCAACGCAUCGCACACUGCAAUUCCUGAAACGGUGGAUAGAGCUCUUAGAAACUACGAAAGGAAGCAAAGAGCAGGACAUCUUGAACAAACUGCUUUCGUCGAGGUAUAUACCGGAUCUCAAGAUCAGACUUCUGAACAGUGAAAACUUCCCUAAUGCUGGUUACUUUUUCCCAAUGUACCCGGCCUUAGAAAAGUGCCGAAUAGACACAAGCGAUACCAUUGUGUUCUUUGCCGAGUACAUAGCAAAUCACACGGAGAAAAAAACGGCGUUACAGAAAUGCAAGAUGUGGAUUAAUAAUGGUACCGUGGGAUUUUAAACAAAAGGCACUGUUUUUUUUCUCAGUGAAGUAGAGAUAAUUAGUUGUAUUGUCAUUUGCUUUAAGGACUGGACACCACAUAACACCAGGGGUGCUGUUCAUUAUACCCAAGGGCGGGAUUUAUCAGGAUUGUCCCUGAUUUUAGGAAUUUGUGUCAGGACUUUCGUAAUAUCAUGAUUUUUGAAGAAUCCCUUUUGAAAUCUGGAAUCCUAUAGGUUUUACCGUAAUAUUAUUGUGUUUUUACCUAUACG
This is a messenger RNA of Patiria miniata (bat star), 1389 nucleotides long. Its product is annotated as UDP-D-xylose:L-fucose alpha-1,3-D-xylosyltransferase-like. The coding region runs from base 296 to 1138 and encodes 280 amino acids. Lineage: Eukaryota; Metazoa; Echinodermata; Asteroidea; Valvatida; Asterinidae. Gene Ontology annotation, molecular function: glycosyltransferase activity. The record is from RefSeq and is a predicted model, not a curated record. Gene Ontology annotation, cellular component: Golgi apparatus. The transcript is spliced from 3 exons.